Pisolithus orientalis is the source of this 2063-nucleotide messenger RNA. RefSeq lists its product as uncharacterized. The transcript has 12 exons. Bases 324 to 2063 code for a protein of 579 amino acids. Gene Ontology annotation, cellular component: nucleus. NCBI's taxonomy places the organism in Eukaryota, Fungi, Basidiomycota, Agaricomycetes, Boletales, Pisolithaceae. Gene Ontology annotation, molecular function: DNA binding; DNA-directed DNA polymerase activity. Gene Ontology annotation, biological process: double-strand break repair via nonhomologous end joining. The record is from RefSeq and is a predicted model, not a curated record.
UACUAAUAAUAAGUCCGGAUAUUCCUUUGACAGAGCUCCGCGUGCCGCCGUCAAGCUCUGCGGGUGUCGAUAACGUGGGCGAGAUCAGUGUGCAUCGAUGAACUAAGAUCUCUGAUUGUUGUUGGCGUACCGUAAGUAACCCCCCUGACGGUCAUAAACCACGUUGAUGGAAACCAUAACUUUAACUUUUCUGCUAUGGGGCCACGUGGUCGUCAUCACUAUGACUAAGCAGUCAUCACGGGUCCGAAUACGUGCUUCAGCGAGCUGCAAAACCGCCCAUCGCCACAACCCUGGCGCGGUCAACAGCCAGCCAACUAACACUGAUGUCUCCUAAAAGAACUCGCAAGCCCACUCCUAAGAGCGAUGGUGAAGACUCGAGUGAUUCGUACAGCGACUUUCGGCACGACCUAAAGCGUCCACGAUCAAAUUCGCCCUGGAAUAUCACAGACAAUACUAGCGCGGAUAAUUCCCCUCUCAAGAUUUACGUCUUAUCUGUUAAGUUUGACGCAACCACAUAUCAAAGUUUAGUCUGCCUCGUGGAAGACUGCCUUCUGCGUGUCGGGAAAGACGAACACUCACCUGCAACUCUGCGGAGGGUUGAGCUCAGUGCAAACCUCGAGGAAGCCGACGUCAUCGUCACGGCGAUUCGCACUCGUCCCAGGUUGGAGAGGCAUGUUAACCCGUCGCUUGCCAAAUCAAGGCCGAUAGUCACGGCGGAGUGGCUGCAGAACAGUGUUAGAUCAGGUUUUUUGCUACCUUGUGCCGAUUACGCUGCGCUACGCAAUCUUCGCCAGGAAACUGCAAGGCUGUGUCCUGACCAAAAGCAGGGAGACGUUAUCGCACCCGAACGGCUGGGCGCGCCGCCGAAACCUCGAGUCUUUCGUGAUCCCGAGGAACUUGUGGAUGCGCGCGACGCGGCCGCUCUAGAUCAUACUUCACGCUACUCGUGUCAGCGAGGAUCGCCACUUUCUUGCCCAAAUCAGGGUCUUGUGCGAGAGCUCGACGUCAUACGUCGGUGCAGGUUUGUUGACGGUGAAGAGAGAAGUGUGCUUAGUUAUUCUAGGGCGAUCGCCGUUACAUAUCCCAGUCCCAUCACCGCGGAAAAGUUACACAGCGGAGUGGCGAAGCUACCCUUUCUCGGCGAGAAGAUCCUGUCGAUGAUUGAGGAAUACACCGGAGCUGGAAAAAUUGCCGAGGCUCAAACUAUACUGUCUUCCCCACGUUUCCAGUCAUUGUCGGCAUUCACCGCUAUUUACGGGAUAGGUCCCCACACUGCCAGAAAGCUGUAUGCCCUCGGCUUGCGAACGUUGGAAGAGCUCGACCGAUACUAUGAAGUCACCCCUGGCGACGUGAGCACAGAGGCCCCGUCACAUGUUGCCUCAGACAAGCACUAUACCGAAGAGGUGGCGGCGGAAAUAUCCAUUAAGGUCGGCUUGGCUCUUAGACACGAUUUCGGUCAACUGAUCUCACGCGAGGAGGCGGAAGAAAUUAAUCGCGUCGUCAUGGAAGUGCUGGCAUCCAUUCAAGAGGACUGUAAAAGUUUGAUUGUCGGCGGUUACCGGAGGGGGAAGCCACAGAGCAAUGACGUUGACAUAGUAAUUACCCAUUCGGACUGGAAUUCGGGGUCCAAAGAAGUGAAGGGGCUCUCCAAGAAACUUGUUCAAGUGUUGCACGAGCGGAACCUUGUCACCCAUGUAAUGCACCUUUCCGGCUUCCAUGAGCAUAACGCACUUCGUACACACCACUGGGAUUCUCUCGAGAAGGCUCUUAUCGUACUCCGUCUUCCUUCAAAUGCUGGCGGGAGGCGGAUUCAUCGGCGCGUAGAUCUCAUUUUCGCGACUCCUGAAGUGUUUUGGACUGCUGUCGUUGGGUGGACCGGUUCCACGAUGUUUCAGAGAGACCUACGACUUUGGGCAAAACAGCAAAAAGGAAUGAAAUUCGAUUCAUCAGGAAUAUCUCGCCGUCGCGACUCCAAACUUUACUUCCCCAAGUCUGAGCGCGAGGUUUUUGAAAUACUCGGGUUGGCAUAUGUCCAUCCCUCCCUCAGAAAUGCAGAUGUGUAG